Diatraea saccharalis (sugarcane borer) is the source of this 1038-nucleotide messenger RNA. The record is from the annotation of a GenBank genome assembly. NCBI's taxonomy places the organism in Eukaryota, Metazoa, Arthropoda, Insecta, Lepidoptera, Crambidae.
AUGGCAGCGUUCCGCGAGGAAGCAGCGAGAGGUGGCGUGUGCGUAGCGCACGAAGAAGCACUACGCGCUGCACCGACCAUGAGUGAAGUAGAUGCAGCGCUGCAGCGGCUGGCGCGCGGGCCGCGCGUGGCCGUCUGCUGGUGUGAGGGCCGCACUGCUCGCGCGCUGCUGGCGGGGCAGGCGCGCGCCCGGCACCCGCCGCUGCGCCUCGUGGCCAGUGACGGGUGGGCAGACCGACGCGACGUCGUCGCCGGUCUCGAGCCUGUCGCACACCAGUCUCUCACGCUCCGUAUCCGCUCGCCGUACCUCGCACACUUUGACGCAUACUACCAUUCGCUAAAACCACAUACCAACCGCAGGAAUCCCUGGUUUAAGGAGUUUUGGGAACAAAAAUUUAACUGCUCCUUAGAAGAGGCGCCUUCUGGAAAAGGAAGAUGUUCAGGCUCCGAGUCCUUGGCAGUGGGGUAUACACAGGAGCCCAAACUGGCGCUGGUGGUACGCGGCGUGUACGCUCUAGCACAUGCGCUACACGACAUGCGCUCUGCCACCUGCGGGGAGGGUGGUGGGGGGCUGUGCGCCGCAAUGCUGCCACUGAACGUGUCUUUGUACCGUCGAUACAUCGCUCGUGUACGAUUCCGCGCACCCGAUGGUGGUCUCGUCGCUUUCGAUAUCAAUGGAGAUCCACCUCCUGAGCUAAGUGAGUACGACGUGAUGAAUCUGGUAGCGGACGGCGCAGGCGGAUGGCGAUAUAUACGCGUGGGUCGGUGGCGGAACGGCAAGUUGCGUCUGCGCGGCGGCCACGCUGCAGCAGCCAGGCGGUCAGUGGAGGUGCGCGCGGCUUGUUCGGAGCCGUGCGGCGUGGGCGAGUGGGCGCGUCGCAGCGGGGGGGAGCGCGCGCGGUGCUGCUGGACGUGCGUGGCGUGCGCGCCGCUCGCCGUCACCGCGCCCCCGCCCGCCGGCUGCGCGCUCUGCCCGCCGGGACAUCGCCCUGAUGCGCUACGCCACGGUGACACUCUUACUACUUUUAUUAGUAUCUGA